Symbiodinium natans is the source of this 616-nucleotide messenger RNA. The record is from the annotation of a GenBank genome assembly. NCBI's taxonomy places the organism in Eukaryota, Dinophyceae, Suessiales, Symbiodiniaceae.
AUGCUGCGGAGCUCUGCCAGGUUAGAAGCUCUUCUACCUGUACCCAGUUGCGCAGGCGCCGGUGCUCCACCGCUACUGCAGGGAUUCAGCAAGCCUGGAUUGGCUUCCUCACCUUUCGGGCCUUCGCGUUUGGGUGUUUUGCUGGCGGCGCUGGCUGCUGCAAAGCCUGGAGCUUCAGUGACGUCACGGUCGCUCUGCCAAUGUGGAGCUAUACUUCCAGUCUCUGCUUUUGCCAAGAUGGACUUAGCCUCGACACCCAGACGCUUUGCACGGCCGGAGUUUCCUACACUUCCUUGUGGCUGCUCUCGACCUCCCACAACGAGUGUGAUGGGUCAUGUUCAGCUUGACUCCACUCCCUUCUUGCACAGCAUGUUCUGCAUGGACUUUCCACCUCCUGUGCUGGAUUUUUUGCACCUUGGCACGGUGCUGCUUUCGCGAAGCUUUACAAAGAUGGGUUCGCCGCUCAUUGUGUUCGGACAGGGCCGCCCUGGGAGCUCAGCCUCCGCCUUCGACGCCGUCGCUCCAGGCGCAACGCUUGCAAUCCGCGGCGCGCUGAAACAGACGAGCCUCGAUGUAGCCGGCUCCGGCGUCCUCGGGGGCUACUUCCCUGUCGCAG